Messenger RNA from Fraxinus pennsylvanica, 1449 nucleotides. The record is from the annotation of a GenBank genome assembly. Lineage: Eukaryota; Viridiplantae; Streptophyta; Magnoliopsida; Lamiales; Oleaceae.
AUGGGAUCAUGUAAGUGUAAUUUAGAUGUGAGUGGCCUAUGCAAAACCCUUGUCAUUUUCUGUAUGAUCCUUUAUUUUGUUUUCAUUGCCCUUUCCAAUCAGUAUCCCAAUUGCCCAGCUUCAGAUUUCUUUUCUCCUUUCUGGAAAACAUCAUCAUCUUAUAAUUCCAUUUCCAUGUCCAGUUCUGUACUUUCUCCUACAAUUUCUAAUUAUUCGAAGACGAAUCUUAGCCACCUAGUUUUUGGCCUUGUGGGCUCCGAAAAAGCAUGGCAUCAUAGGAAAGCAUACAUAGAAUCAUGGUGGAGACCGAACAUUACAAGGGGAUUUCUGUUUCUUGAUAAAGAGCCAACAGCAGGACUCCUCCCUUGGUCUGGAGCUUCUCCACCAUACAAAGUAUCGGAUGAUCUUUCAAAAUUUCUUAACAAAAGCGAUGUCACGGCCCAACGGAUUAUUCAUGGAAUAAUGGAGACUUUUAGAGAGGAUCACGAAAAUCUCAGAUGGCUAGUAAUGGGAGAUGACGAUUCGAUAUUUUUUCUUGAUAAUAUUGUUGAUGUUCUUGCAAAGUUAGACCAUACGAAGUAUUACUAUCUAGGUGGGCAGUCUGAGUUUAUUUUGUCGAAUUACUGGUUCUCGUUUAGCCAAGGAUUUGGUGGGGCCGGAUUCAUGUUGAGUGCCCCUUUGGCAAGAGCUCUGGCUAAAGACAUGGAAUCAUGUCUCAAGAGAUAUGCGCAUCUCAAUGCAGCUGAUCUAACCACAAUGUCAUGUAUUGUUGAUAUUGGAGUUAGUCUGUCUCCACAAAAAGGAAUUCAUCAGAUGGAUUUACGUGGUGAUGCAUCCGGUUUCUUAUCAUCACACCCACAAUUUCCACUCAUGUCCCUUCACCAUUUCGACAUGGUGCAACCAAUAUUUCCCUCCAUGGAUCGUGCCGAGUCCACGCGCCACCUCAUGAAGGCGGCCGAGGUCGACCAGUCUCGAAUUUUGCAACAAACCAUCUGCCAUCACAGGCAAAGCAACUGGACUUUUUCCAUUUCUUGGGGCUAUUCUGCACAUAUAUACGAGAGAAUUAUGCCAAGAAGCUAUUUACAAUACCCCAUUGAAACCUUUAAAACGUGGGGAAAGAGUCCAAGACCACCACAUUAUAUGUUCAACACAAGGAGACCCUCUAACGACCCUUGUGAAGCACCACAUCUUUUCUUUUUUGAAUCCAUAGAAAAACCUCAAAAAAAAGAGAUUUUUACGAGUUUUUCAAGAGCAUGGCCUCGCGGGCUGCUGGCUUGUUCAUCAACAGGCAAUCAUACUGCAGAAAUUAUUUCAAAAAUUAAUGUCUUCUCACCAGCCACAAAGCGCAGUGAGAUUGAUCGAAGUGAAUGCUGCGACGUUGUUCGAAUAGAUGGAAACAAGGUAGAUGUUAAAUUUAGAGAGUGCAUGAGCGAUGAGAUCGUGGCUUAA